Sinocyclocheilus rhinocerous is the source of this 345-nucleotide messenger RNA. RefSeq names its product omega-amidase NIT2-like. NCBI's taxonomy places the organism in Eukaryota, Metazoa, Chordata, Actinopteri, Cypriniformes, Cyprinidae. The record is from RefSeq and is a predicted model, not a curated record. Gene Ontology annotation, biological process: L-glutamine metabolic process; oxaloacetate metabolic process. Gene Ontology annotation, molecular function: omega-amidase activity. The annotation marks the transcript as partial. The transcript has 3 exons. Gene Ontology annotation, cellular component: mitochondrion.
UCAUAUUUGUGUACCGUUACACCCCUACUGUGUAUAGAUAUAUAAUAUAUUUCAAAAUAUUUCGGGAUGUAUUAACAAGCAUUUGAGUAAACAGUUUGGCUUAAGUAAAAAAAAAUGCAUUUAUACUCUUUUAUCUUCAUUUCCCUUCAGAUUCAUCUUUUUGAUAUUGAUGUACCAGGGAAAAUACGGUUUCAGGAGUCUGAAACACUAAGUCCGGGAAACAGUUUAUCCAUGUUUGAAACCCCAUUUUGUAAAGUCGGUGUGGGAAUAUGUUAUGACAUCAGAUUUGCGGAGCUAGCACAGAUCUACGCUAAGAAAGGUUGCCAGCUUUUGGUAUAUCCUGGU